Molecule: messenger RNA, 14541 nt
Organism: Acinonyx jubatus (cheetah)
Lineage: Eukaryota; Metazoa; Chordata; Mammalia; Carnivora; Felidae
Gene: PDE4D
Product: phosphodiesterase 4D
Exons: 15
Coding region: 7998-10061 (687 amino acids)
Biological process (GO): regulation of cardiac muscle cell contraction; cAMP catabolic process; signal transduction
Cellular component (GO): cytosol; nucleus; perinuclear region of cytoplasm
Molecular function (GO): transmembrane transporter binding; ATPase binding; 3',5'-cyclic-AMP phosphodiesterase activity
Source: RefSeq, a predicted model, not a curated record
UGGCUUGUUUUCCAAAAUUUAGAGGUAAGCCAGAGUUUCACUCAAGGCUCAUCAUUUACCACUUACCAAACGGGAAAGUCAUUAAACUCCACUGAACCAGUAGAACUAAAAUUAAUGAUAACAGUGGAAACAAGGGCCAGGAUGUGUCCUAUUUUCUUAUUAAUGCCAUAAUUGUAUAAAUGUCUGUUAUAAAUUUCUUAGGUGGUUUUGAGGUAUGGCUAGAAAAUGGUACCUUAAGUUUUGUGCCUCCUGUUACAAAAUAAAAAACUGAUAACAUAAAUACACAUUGUUUCUUUCACUGUUACUGAAAUACCCAGAUUUCUAUUUUAGCUCCUUAGUGAAUUGCAACCAUUGGUUAGACAGACUGAAAAGUGUUUCUGUGUGUAUUGAUGUAAAAUAUGCAAAGGGAAAAUGCAGCGCGGAAGUGGUAAGUGGUGCAUUCGAACCCUCUGGCACUGUCACUUUUCCCCAAGUCUCGCCAUCCUCUGGCAGGCCUCCUCUCUCUCGCUCCCUCUGUAACUCUCUGGCUAUCACAGCUGAGCCCAUGCAGCCCUGCCCUCAGCCUUAGUCUCCAGGCUCUGGAAUUAGGGAUCUAAAGAGUUUGGGGAAGCCAGCUACCAUGGAGACAAGAUUUCAGAUAAGCAAAACUGACUCAGACGCACAUCUCCUUAGUUAGUUUUCUGGUAUCAGCUGAGCUACUUAACCUCUGUGAGCCUCAGGUUUCUUGUCUAUAAGAUGGCAACAAUAAUGUCUGCCUGAAAGUUGGUUAAGAUGAAUUAAGAUUAGGGGCACUUGAGUGGCUCAGUCAGUUGAGCAUCUGACUUUUGAUUUCUGUUCAGGUCAUGAUCCCAGGGUAGUGGGAUCAAGCCCUGCAUCAGGCCUGGUGCUGAGUGUUGAGCCUGCUUAAGAUUCUCUCUCUCUCACUCUGCACCUCUCCAACACUUGCUCUCUCUCUCUCUCUCUUUCAAAAAAAAAAAAAGUUAAAAAGAAAAAGAUGAAAUAAGAUUAUGUAACUAUUGUGCAUAUGCCUGUUCUUUCUACGAACAUCCCAAACUUCCUCCAUGACUUACCUCUCCAAAGAAAGGGACCACCCCCCUCAUCCCUUCAUUCCUCAGUUAUAUUCUAGGUCUUUUUGGGUUAAAAGCAUAGGUUUUAUAAUUGGGAAGACCCCGAUUUUAAUCUCAGAUCUGCCUUUCCGUGACUGUAUGAUCAUAGGGGCAGGUUACUUCAACCUUCUAAGCCUCCUUUUCUUCUGUCGUAAAACAGAAUAAAAAUACAACUAAACUCAUAGAUACAGUAUUGUGGGGAUAAUGAAAGGAAUGCUAGGCCUUUAUCAUAGAAUAAAUACCAAAUUAGUGGUUGAUACCAUCAUAGUAGAAUAUGGAAUUCUAAAAGUAUACUCUGACCUUGUGUAACCUUUGCUUCACAAACUCAGUCAACACAUGAGGAGUGUCAGGAUGAGGAAGGGAGUCUGGGGGUAACAAGGGCGACAGUAAGUACCCAGGAAUGGGAAUGUUUAUGAAUGUUGGCUCCGCUAAAUGGAUAUCCAGAUUUAGCGAGAUAUUGAACGCUGUCAUGGAAAAAAUGCACAGUGCCAAAGUUGAACACAUGAGAUUGUUGUUAUUUAGAGCUUCUUGGUAUUUGGGGUCUUUUUCUUUCUCCCAAGGGAGGGAUUUUGUUUCUCAGCCUGGUAAUUCCAUCACUGCUUUUACUUGUUUGUUAACAUAGUUCUAAAAAGCCGAAAAGAGGCCAUUUCUGUCCUUAUUUGGUAUGUGGUCAACAAUGAGAACAGCAUGGGUUGGAAUCAGUGUUGCAAAUGCUUUUUCAGUUAAACAACCUGUCUGCAGGGUCCCCCAAGUUUUCAGAAAGUAAAUGGGAAUGUUCCUAUAUUUAGGGGAAGCCCAGGAUUUUUGAACAAUUGUGAAAAAUUCCAUGAGCUAGUUUAAUAGAAUUCCUUGCCCCUUAUUUUUUCUAUUUACUUCUAGUCAGCAGAACCGAUAGAAGGUUUUCAUCCUGCAAGUAAGAGUUUAAUAUUCUGUUGAAGGAUUAACUUGUAAAAUAUUCUAUCCUUUUAUACUUAUCAUAGGAAGAUUUCAAAUGGGAGAAAAAAUUACUGAUCAAAAUUUAAGAUUGAUACCCCUUUUGCAACUGGUAAAAUGGUAUUCCUACUUACCAUGUUUAUGAGGUGACCCAUUUUACUGUAAAAUUUUUAAAACUGGAAGUGUUUCUAACAGUAUACAAAUAAUUUUUCUAGCAGACCAAAAGCUUAACAUUAUGAGUAGUGGUGCUUAAAAUCUAGUCUGGUUGUUUUCAAGAAGCUUUCACAUAAAUUACCCUACAUUCCUCUCAAAACCUCUUCACAGUAGCUUUCCUUUGGAUGAGACAUGAAACGUAACAAGGUCAAGCAGCAGUACUCAAGGUCACACGGCAAGCUGAUGGCAUGACUGUUCCUCUAAUACCCUGUAUCAGGACUGCCCUGCAUAUUUUCCCAAUGAUGCCUCAUCAAAAACUAAGCCAAAAAAAGAAAAAAAAACUAGUCUGAGGACAAACCUGUAAUUCAUUUGGUCAUAACAGUGACAGUAUGUUUUUUUUUCUGGUUUUAUUAUUUUAUUUAUUUAUUUCUUGCUACAAUUAUGGCUUUGUCAGAGGGAACAUGUAAGGAAAAAGAAAAUAAAUAACUCCUACCAUAGCAAAAUAUUUCGCCCCUAUUUGGGAACACAGAAAAAAUAUAAUACAGGUGAUGCAUCUUAUUUUCAAGAAGCCCUGAUGUUAUUGGUUUGUUCAUUCAUUAAACAAACAUUAUUGGGACUUUUUUCCCUGGUCAUUUGGUAGGCACAGGGCAUUCAGUGGGAAAGCAGACAUGGUCUCUGUCCUUACAAUGGUUAGGUCUAGCAGGGAAGCUAGAUGUUAAAUAAAUAGUAAUUACAAAUGUGCUGACAGUGAUAAGAAGAAAGUGCAGAGUGCUAUGGAGACUUCCCUUGGUCCGGGAAAGCAGGGAAGGCUUGUCAGAGGAAGUGGCUUUCAAAAUGAAAUUCCAUAAUCUGUCCUUUCUCUUACCAGUUAAGACCUCAGGAGAGAGGUUUUUUGUUUGUUUGUUUGUUUGUUUGUUUGUUAUUAUUUUUCUCAGUCUACACUCAUGGAUACAAUAUUGAAAAGAACAAAAUUUUCUGACUUUUAAAAACUUUAUGCACAGAAAAUUGGACAAUUAUUAACCCAAGAAUACUUUUUUACAUAUUAAAACAUAGUGUUUAUUUUUUUAUUUCAAAUGAUUAGCAUAUGUUAAUUCCAAAUUUUAAAAUAAUUUGAUUCUCGGUAUAUUUCCUGUUGACUACUUAGAAAAGUCUCCUAGGACUCUAUGGGUCAUUUAGUAGAUACUUAAUAAACAUAGAAUGUAUUUCCCUUCCCUCUCAUUUUUUUCUCCUUGAUUUCUUUCCUUCAACCCCAUUUGCUCAAGUAUUUACAAGGACCUCAGUGCUUUUUUUGAUUAAAAGGGGCUUGAUUUAAUUAUGUCUGAAUUGCUAAAAAGAAUUAUAAAAUAUUCUAAUGUAGAUGAGAACCUUAAGUGUAUAGUACAGUAUUUGGAUUCACAGUCCAGUUUUAUUUAUCUUUCAUUCUGAUUUUUAUCAUGCGUCUUGUCAGCUGUUUUAUUCUAUGUGUUAGUAAUAUUAGCUCUUUAAUUACAUUUUAUUUCUGUUUGUCUACUGAGACAUAUAUGAAUAAAGUAUGCAUUGGUAGCAGCUUAAAACACAGAGAAUGCUUUCCUAAUGGUCUUAAGAGUACCGGUACUGUCAGUUCUGUUAGCAUUCUGUUAGUGUUACAACUUCUAGAAUAAUUGUUCUCCAUUUUAGAACAGGGAAGAAUUGACCUCUGAAUCAAGUAGACACAUGUAAGGUUUAGAAUGACUAUUUGAAGGCGGAUCAAAGCAAAUGCUAGCAUUAUUUUGCAGCAUUUCCAUUUGGAAUCAUAAUCAAUAGUUGAUUUUGAUAAUACAUUAAUGUAAUAAAAACCACAGUUGCCGAUACUGAAUAAAUACUAGUUUACAGAAAUGCGCAAGUCCCCUUGUUAAAUUUCCUUCUGGCACAUUCUUUUGCAAUGGAUCACCCUGAAAAUAGAAUUCUUACAAUGGACUUCUUUCAGAGGUAGCUGAUAAAUGAACCUGAAGUGAGGUUGCUUGCUCCUGAGUUCACUUGUGCUACCUUUAAGUCUGUGACCAGCUACUAUUGCAAAAUACGUUAUCCUGGACCCUAUCUCUGCCUGCUCUGGUUUCCUGAGGCAACGUAUUUCAACACAAUGCAACUCCACUAAUGUAACUCUUUGUUUCUCUCAAGUUCAGCUCACCAACCCCCCACCUGUCAAAUAGUGACUUAUUGUAAGCAAAUGCCUAUGUGGGUUAUGUUUAAAUUUUUCCACUUUUAGAUUUGGGAGUUUCAAUUUGAUUCAUGGUUGCUAUCUCCUAUAAAGGAAAUGCUGAGUUUCUGUGUCAGACAACAAACCCCAAAUUUGCCACUUGUAACAUCUGGAAUCUUGGAACCAAAAUCCCAGAAAUACUCAGGAGGCAAGUAAGAUGCCUUAUUUAGACCUGCAGAGCAUAACAUCUACAUUAUUGGCAGGAGGUGGGCAUGUUGUUCAGAUUUGAGGGAUGUUAGCAGUUAUUGGAUCACGGUUUGAUGGUGGCAAAGUUUAGAUCUCAGAAUCUGGUUUUCCCAGGGAUAUAAGUUUAGUUUCCAACUUGUAGAAGAAGGGUUUGUCCGGGGAUGGAAUUUCUCUGCCACUGAAUAAUCCGUUCCUGGUAAUAUUUUUAUGGAUAGAUAAGUGUUUACCAAUGACAAAAUAAUCAAAAUAUUACUUUAUUUCCUUUCCUACCAUCUAGUACAUGUGCAGUGAAAAUUAUAAACAACUGUUUCAAAUAUAAAUGACAGCAAAGGUUCAUCCUAGCAGACUUCUUAUUAUUUAAUUUUUAAUUUUAAUUUUUUCCGGUUGUCUAAAUUCUCAUGUCUAUAAAGACUAGCCAAUCCUUCAAAAGGAUAUUGAUAUUUAUACUUGAAAUCAAGUCUUAAUUUUACUCAUGAUUAAUAUCAGAAAUAAGUAGCUUAUUUCUAUGACCUUGCUGAGGCCUGGUAACCUAAGAGGGGAUCAUGUAUAACUGUACAGAAGAAAUGAAAAAGUGGCGGUAAGGAAUUAUUUAAGGAAAAAAAUAACAUUAACAUUGGAAGAUACUUCUUGCACCUGUAUCCAAUUUCACAUGGAAAAAAGGAUGAAAUUAUCCAUUUCCCUGGUCAUAAUUUUACAUUUACAUUUACAUUGUUUUUAUCCUGCUUAAGAUUCUAAUUGUCUGAUCUCAAGAAUCAGGGGGGAAAAGUAAGAAGGAAUGCUUUGGCAGUAAUGAAAAAGACAACUUUGCAUCUCCUUUAUUGUGUUGCUUUUAGAAAAAGUUGGACGUUCCACAGUAUUUUCAUUCUGCAUUAUUACUAUGCCCUAAUGUUUUAUCAGUUAGAUAUCAAUUAACAGAACAUUCUUUUAAAAAUGUAAAUUGGAAGGAUCGCUGGGUAGCUCAGUUGGUUAAGCGUCCGACCCUUGAUCUCAGUGUUCAUGAGUAAGCCCCACAUGGGUUCAGUGCUGACAGUGCAGAACCUGCUUGGGAUUCUGUUUCCCCUCUGUCUGCCCCAUCCCAGACUCAUGCCGUGUCUCUCUCUCUCUCUCUCUCGCUCUCGCUCUCGCUCUCUCUGUCUCUCUCUCAAAUAAACUCAAAAGAAGGAAAUAUUAAAAAUAAAUAAAUUAAAAAAUUUUAAUGUAAAUUGAAAUGGAAACAGAGACCUAUGUUGGCCAAAAUGCCUAUGACUGGCUUUAGCCUCUCUGGGGAGACGGGGUCCCCCCAGCAUGAUAAGUAUAAUUCGAGGUAGCAGUGAAGUCAUGUUUUUUUCGCUUGCAAAGUUGUAUGUGUGGACUGCAGCUUUUCUUUUCAGAAAACACUGAGGCUAUUCCACCUCUAAAAUGCCAAAUGCCACCAGACAGAAGGAGAGUUUCGUGUUGGGUGCGAGGUAAAAGAGGCCAAUCUUAGCCAGCGCUCCCUACCCCUCCUGCUCACCAGCAUGUUUGUGUUCCCCCUCCCCGCUCCAGCUGCUCUUGGGGACAUCCUCCUAACUCACAAUUCUCCUACACUGCCUGACCUCAGUUGCUGAUGAAGCCACUCUACUAGAAACCAAGUUGUUCAGCAACUUGUUAACUCUGCCGGCAGUGCUUGCAUUUUCUAAGAGCUGCCCUGACCUGGAGACUAAAUAGUACAGAAGAAUGAAAUAAUGAGAGCUGGAAUUCCAUACCCCAAGAAGGGCAGAGUCCUGUAGGUGUAGGCAUGUUCUCAGUCUUUCUCAAAAAUACCUGGGUGCUGGCCACCCAUUUUGCUCUUGUGCAAUGCGAAUCCGUAUACAAAUGCAAAAAGGUGUCUGUCGUUCGUGAAGCGUUCAAAUACUGUUGGUUGAUUCAGAGAGAACGUGUUUAUUUAUGAACUCUUGGUUCCUCCAAGUUUGCUGCUGUUUGGUCAGCUCUCACUCACGCACUCUUGUGGCCCAUCUGUCAGAUAACAAAGAGGUGAAACCAUAGAAAUGUUUUCUAUUACUCCUUCACAAAGCUGAUAUGGAACCUGUAGUGUUCUCAAGAACCCUUGAUGUGCUGGAUGCUGUUGUGAAAAUAAGUGUCCUGUUUGCUUACUUGAGCUUUUACAGAAAUUCCAUGAAUGUUUUGGAGCCCCCUGGGUAUGGAAGCAAUAGAUUGAGCUAUCUGGAUUGCAAAAUUUGGCAGAUAUGGCAAUGAUAACUAAGUUCAACUCUUGGCCAAUUUUGUCCCGUUCAGAGCGGGUUAAAUUUCACUCUUGGGCACUCCAAGCCUCUCUAAUCUUAUCCGGGAGAAGCAGAGUUCUGCCUUGGUUUACAGUUGAGGUCACCCGUGUGGCAGUGUUUGGACAGGGACUGAUGGAAUUAUGUUGCAUUGUUAACAUGAAAUACCACUCUGCGGUGAGGACUGAUGAUGGCAUUGGGGUCCUUUGACUCCUUGCAUACAGUAUCUUGAAAUACAUGCCUCCCUGAGAUGUGCGGGACUCAUAAAACAUGUGAAGGACUCUGUUUGGCUUUCAUCAUUUAUUUAACGUGAACGAAAGUUGUUUCAAGGGAUUUAUCAGGGAGUUAAGAAAUGUUUCUAGGGAAUAGAAAAUGAAAAAGAAAAUUGAUCUUAGUUGUCAAAGUCAUGCGUUAUAAUUGACUCUCCAAGGUGACGCACCAUCUCCUUGAGGGGAAAGCUGCCAACAGCUUUGAAAGUGAUCUGCCUGUUUUCUUCUCACACUGACUUGCAGGGAGGUGCUGGUAUUUCAAGACGAUUAAAUCCUUGUGGAAGGUUUGCAAAUAAUGAUGUCCAUCCCUGUUUGUAAGAGAAGUUGGAAUAAGGAAAAUUAUAUUAGGCAGCUAGUUGUGUGAAAUGUAGUAAUCUUUGUUGAAUUUCCCCCUUGUAGAUAAGUAAUCACUUCUUUUUUAACAAAGCCACUCUAUUUACAUUUUCUUUAAACUUCACACUUGAUACAAAGGUUCACUCACAUUUAGUCAUACUUUUCGUGUGUGUGUGUGUGGGUGUGUGUGUGUGUGUGUGUGUGUGUGUGUUGUGCUUUUCAGGAGUGCCAUGUGACUCUGCUGUUUAAUCAGGACUAUAUUUAAAAGCAAAUUUGUGAGAGAGUGUUUCCCAUGUUAUUAAUGAGAUAAGGUCUGAGUGAAGCAAGGUCUGUCGCAAAGGGCAAGUGUCAUGCAGCAGGAAGUCCUGGCCAUCCCUUCCACCCCUGCCUCAGCCAGGCUGCCACCUCCCUGUCAGUGCAUACCACCACACAGAGGAAAUGCCCUCACUCAGCCACCGGUGCCUCCUGUGCCUCCUGCUCCGCGCGGCGGGGCCCGCUGGCCCCCGGGCCCUGUACCAACUCUGACUUUCUGCAGUUUCCAGUGAUCCUGACACUUUCCUUACAAAUGGCUUUUCUUUGGGAUCUUCAGGGAGUCACAGUGCCAGGACAACCUCCCAGAGCCAAAUCAAGAUUGCGUUUCUCAAAGUCCUACAGUUUUGAUGUGGACAAUGGCACAUCUGCGGGACGGAGUCCCUUGGAUCCCAUGACCAGCCCGGGAUCUGGGCUAAUUCUCCAAGCAAACUUCGUCCACAGUCAACGUCGGGAGUCCUUUCUGUAUCGAUCCGACAGCGAUUAUGACCUGUCUCCAAAGUCUAUGUCCCGGAACUCCUCCAUUGCCAGUGAUAUACAUGGAGAUGACUUGAUCGUGACUCCAUUUGCUCAGGUCUUGGCCAGCCUGCGAACUGUACGAAACAACUUUGCUGCAUUAACUAAUUUGCAAGAUCGAGCACCUAGCAAAAGAUCACCCAUGUGCAACCAACCAUCCAUCAACAAAGCCACCAUAACAGAGGAGGCCUACCAGAAACUGGCCAGCGAGACCCUGGAGGAGCUGGACUGGUGUCUGGACCAGCUAGAGACCCUGCAGACGAGGCACUCUGUCAGUGAGAUGGCCUCCAACAAGUUUAAAAGGAUGCUUAAUCGGGAGCUCACCCAUCUCUCUGAAAUGAGUCGGUCUGGAAAUCAAGUGUCAGAGUAUAUAUCAAACACAUUCUUAGAUAAGCAACAUGAAGUGGAAAUUCCUUCUCCAACUCAGAAGGAAAAGGAGAAAAAGAAAAGGCCAAUGUCUCAGAUCAGCGGGGUCAAGAAGUUGAUGCACAGCUCCAGUUUGACAAAUUCAAGCAUCCCGAGAUUUGGGGUUAAAACUGAACAAGAAGAUGUCCUUGCCAAGGAACUAGAAGAUGUAAACAAAUGGGGCCUUCAUGUUUUCAGAAUAGCAGAGCUGUCCGGUAACCGGCCUUUGACUGUUAUCAUGCAUACUAUUUUUCAGGAACGGGAUUUAUUAAAAACAUUUAAAAUUCCAGUAGAUACUUUGAUUACAUACCUUAUGACCCUGGAAGACCAUUACCAUGCUGAUGUGGCCUACCACAACAAUAUUCAUGCUGCAGAUGUGGUCCAGUCAACACAUGUGCUGUUAUCUACACCUGCUUUGGAGGCCGUGUUUACAGAUUUGGAGAUUCUUGCAGCAAUUUUUGCCAGUGCAAUACAUGAUGUAGAUCAUCCGGGUGUGUCAAAUCAGUUUCUGAUCAAUACAAACUCUGAACUUGCCUUGAUGUACAAUGAUUCUUCUGUCUUGGAGAACCAUCAUCUGGCUGUGGGCUUUAAGUUGCUUCAGGAAGAAAACUGUGACAUUUUCCAGAAUCUGACCAAAAAGCAAAGACAAUCAUUAAGGAAGAUGGUCAUUGACAUUGUACUUGCAACAGACAUGUCAAAACACAUGAAUCUACUGGCUGAUUUGAAAACUAUGGUGGAAACUAAGAAAGUGACAAGUUCUGGAGUUCUUCUUCUUGAUAAUUAUUCUGAUAGGAUUCAGGUCCUUCAGAAUAUGGUGCACUGUGCAGAUCUGAGCAACCCAACAAAGCCUCUUCAGCUGUACCGCCAGUGGACUGACCGCAUAAUGGAGGAGUUCUUCCGCCAAGGAGACCGAGAGAGAGAGCGGGGCAUGGAGAUAAGUCCUAUGUGUGACAAGCACAAUGCAUCUGUGGAAAAAUCACAGGUGGGCUUCAUAGACUAUAUUGUUCAUCCUCUGUGGGAGACGUGGGCAGACCUCGUGCAUCCUGACGCCCAGGACAUUUUGGACACUUUGGAGGACAAUCGUGAAUGGUACCAGAGCACAAUUCCUCAGAGCCCCUCCCCAGCACCUGAUGACCAGGAGGAAGGCCGGCAGGGUCAAACGGAGAAGUUCCAGUUUGAGCUAACUUUAGAGGAAGAUGGCGAGUCAGACACCGAAAAGGACAGUGGAAGUCAAGUGGAAGAAGACACGAGCUGCAGUGACUCCAAGACUCUGUGUACUCAAGACUCAGAGUCGACUGAAAUUCCCCUUGAUGAACAGGUGGAAGAAGAGACGGUAGGGGAGGAAGAAGACAGCCAGCCCGAAGCCUGUGUAAUAGAAGAUCAUUCUCCUGACACGUAACAGUGCAGAGACUUUCACGCCUUUAGUUUAGUUUAGUUUUGUUUUGUUUCUUUUAAUUUAAGUAGAAAAAUUGUUUCCAAAGUGCAUGUCACAUGCCACAACCAUGGUCACACCUCACUGUCAUCUGCCAGGAUGUUUGUUGAACAAAACUGACCUUGACUACUCAGUCUGGCGCUCAGGAAUAUUGUAACCAGUUUUUUCACUUCCAUGUCAUCGGAGCAAGGGGGACAUCUUCACGAACAGCAUUUUAACAAGAUUUCAGCUUAGUAGAGCUGACAAAGAGAAAAUCAACUGCAAAAUGUUUUCAAUAGAGUGGCUCAUCGGGCAGCCCAAAAGUUGUUAUGAUUUGGGGGUUCUUUACUUUUUAUUUGUUUGCAAUAUUUUCAGCAGAAAGAAGGCAUUACACAGAGUGAACUCAUGGAUGAAGCAACAAAAGUGUCAGGAACAGGACACAGCAUGAAUCUGUUACCAGGAGGAAGAUGAGCCACAGAAAUUGCAUAAUUUUCUAAUUUCAAGUCUUCCUGAUACAUGACUGUAUAGUGUGGUUCACUGAGCUGCACUGACCUCUACAUUUUGUAUGAUAUGUAAAACAGAUUUUUUGUAGAGCUUACUUUUAUUAUUAAAUGUACUGAGGUAUUAUAUUUAAAAAACUAUGUUCAAAACUUCAUCUGCCACUGGUUAUUUUUUUCUAAGGAGUAACUUGCAAGUUUUCAGUACAAAUCUGUGCUACACUGGAUAAAUCUAAUUUACGAAUUUUACUUGCACCUUAUAGUUCAUAGCAAUUAACUGAUUUGUAGUGAUUCAUUGUUUUAUAUACCAAUGACUUCCAUAUUUUAAAACAGAAACCAAUUUUAUGUUGCAGGAAAACCUUUUUGUAGGUCUUCAUUUACUUUGCUUUUCAUUUCAGUCUUUUCAGAUAAGCAAGCAGAGUUGCUCUCACUGAUAUUUUUUUCACGGUGUACAAAGUGAAUAUUUGUUCUGUGAUACUUUGAUGUGCAUUCUGUCUAAUGUGUCUUAAGCCUCAUAAACAAUCAUCAGUUGGUGUUGUCUGAAGCAAGUAAGAGAUAUAUAAAUACACAGUAGCUAAAAUGGUCUUUUUUAGGUAUUUUCCUACUUAGUGUCUUCUGAUAACUUUUUGCUGUGUCAAUAGACCCUCAUUUCACAAGUGCAUGUCUUUGUAAUAACCCUCACAUUUUAUGCUCAUUUCUAUUGUUUUCACAGUCAGUUGUAGUAAGAACUUUUUUCCCCUUGUGCUGCUUUAUUAUUUAGUGUGUGUUUGAAUCUCUGUCCACGUUCACUAGAUGGGGUCUUAUCAAAUAUAUCACCACCAUUCUGAGUGAUGAAAAGUAGCAGGUAGUCAGGCUAGAGUCACCAUUUAUUUCUACCACAAGGCCAAAUAUAAUGCCUAACUUUAACUCUUGAUUUACACAGAAAAGUUAACAGCUAGCUAGGUAAUUUUUAAAAAUAUUAGCAGAGUAUAUUAACAAACACCAGUACAACUAAUGCUCUUUGUUUCCAUGAUUUCACCAUGGGAUUAAGAACUAUAUGAGGAAUAUUCUUGAGAAGAGAUCUUAAGUGUAGCAACUACUCUUCCUUAAUGGAUAGCCUCAUAAUGUAGAAAUUGCUCUCACAGUUAUCACUGGUCCACAAGUAUGUCUUGUAGAGGAGAAUAUUAAAUGCACCAAGGGAAAGAAGUUGAUGAUGCUGCUGGCACCAGAGGUUUGGUAAUAUAAUGCCACCCUAAAAUACUAGGAUGGGUAAGAAGAUUCCACCUAAGUAACAGAGCUAAUUCUUGGCUGCAUUUAGCACCAAGAAAUGUAUUACAAUUUUAGGGAUUACUUUCCAGUAUUUACCUUCAAUUGGCAUCCCGGGGCACUUACCUAGUCUGGAUGUUCUGUCCAUUCCAGCUCUUAGUAAAGUAUUUGCCUUGUCUAUGAAGAAUUUGGAGCCCAAAUAGUCAUUUUUCACAUUGAUAUUAUUUAUUGAAAAUAAACAGUCAAGAAAACUUAUAACCUUGGAAAGCAUUUAUAUUUGGGAUUUCUCAAGGGCCUUCUGGCGACUAAUAACCAAGUCAUCAGCCAGGGGAAAUGACCCAAGCUAAACAUAGUCCCUAUUUGAAUCCGCGGAGAUCCACAAGGGAACUUCUGACAGAAAAAUUAUGUAGCUCUGAUCUGUUCUUAGAGCAGAACAGGAAUCAACUAAUUAAUGAUCAGAUUUCCACCCUCUUCCCUGAAAAAAAAUCAGUAAUCUUUCAAAUAAAGUCCUGUGGUUAGCCAAGUGGUUUCAGAAGAACAGUUGAAAACUUGUUUUAUUUGUUCUUGAUGGAAGUCUAGAAGAAAAGGCAAACAAUCUAGAGUGUAUUCCUUUAUCCAAAAUAUUCUCAUUCCCUCCUGUCACUACUGCUUGGUAUUUCCCCCACAGAGUGCCUAAAAUCUUGAUAAUAAUAGAAAAAAAUUAAAGUAGCAAUAUGUCACAAAUCCGGACCUGAAAGGAUUUGUAACUGCAUUGAAAAGCAGAGUUGUUUUGUUUUCAACUUGUUGGUUUAUAAUGAUCACGUGUUGUGAAGAUACUCACCGAUGGACAAUCAAAUUGUAGAAAAGGCAAUAUCCAAGAGACAGAGACUAAUGCACUGUACAGUCUGCUUAUCCUCUCCCUUCUUUCUCUUCCCUUCUCUCUUGCCAAAGUGUGCUUCAGAAUUAUGCACCGCUUUACAGAGAACAUCCUUUUACAAGUGGCUUUACAUUUCCUAAAAUGACAUAAGAAAAUGCAAUAUCUGGGUACUGUAUGGGGAAAAAAAGUCCAAGUUUGCAUAAAACCAGUACAUUUCAGCUUGCAAGUUACUAAACACAAUAAUGCUGUUUUAAUUUUCUUUUACAUCACUUAAAAUUCACAAGAAAAUAAUGUAGAUAGAACAAAUUGCAGACGAGGAAAAAAAAAACUUGAAUGAAAUGGAUUUUACAGAAAGCUUUAUGAUAAUUUUUGAAUGCAUUAUUUAUUUUUUGUGCCAUGCAUUUUUUUUUCUCACCAAAUGACCUUACCUGUAAUACAGUCUUGUUUGUCUGUUUACAACCAUGUAUUUAUUGUAAUGUACAUACUGUAAUGUUAAUUGUAAAUUAUCAGUUCUUAUUAAAACAUCAUCCCACGAUGGGAUGGUGUUGAUAUAUUUGGAAACUCUUGGUGAGAGAAUGAAUGGUGUGUAUACAUACUCCUUGUACAUUUUCUUUUCUCCUGUAAUAUAUAUAGUCUUGUCACCUUAGAGCUUGUUUAUGGAAGAUUCAAGAAAACUAUAAAAUACAUAAAGAUAUAUAAAUUUAAAAAACAUAGCUGCAGGUCUUUGGUCCCAGGGCUGUGCCUUAACUUUAACCAAUAUUUUCUUCUGUUUUGCUGCAUUUGAAAGUAAGGCAAUGGGGGCGGGCUAGGGCUGGGCAUUUUACAUCCAAGCUUUGAACCAAUUGGAUUUCUGGCAACAGCUGGAAUUUAGAAAAUCACAGUCAACCUCUGGAAGAUUCUGACACCCUUCUGACUUACAAGCUUUUAAGUACUUCUUGCUGUGAAACAGCACUGGAUAUAUAAUGAUUCUUCUUCCUAUCUCUUGAUCAGGAGCUACUUCAGUUAGUUACAUCUGAUUGUUGUUUUAUUUUUUUUUAACUUUCAAACACUACUUGGGAAAAUAUAUUCUUGUCCAAUGAUAACAAAAUCAUUUUCACUGCUUUAGCACAUAGGCAAAUGAACUUGAUUUGAAACUAGAGCCAUAGGUCACACGUGAUGGUCAGUCAUUUAUUCAUCAGCUCCUGUCAUGUUAGGAGAAUUUGUGGUAUGAAAAAGAAAAGAAAAUGUAAUAUGAAAAGGUCAUUUUUUUUAACCCUGGAAUUUGACUUUAUCUAAGAUCGACCAAAUAUCUAUAUGUAUGUGAAUCUAAAGAUAAAACAGUUUUUAUAUGAUGCCAGUUCACACAAAAAUGAUUCGCCAUUCUCUGGAAUUUGUUUCUGCAAAAGUUCUAUGGCUGUAGAAUUUUCAAAGUUAACCUUGUUGUUGUCAACUCCCAAAAGCGUUGAAAAAUUCCCAGUGGGUGGCAUGGAAACUGCCUCCCACUCUUGCCCAGCCCUCAGAACAUGUGACUUAGUGAGAGAUUCUUUUUCUAGAAAAAAUGAGCCUCCUAUUACUUUAUUUUAUUUUUUUGACACAAACUGUAGAUUUUAGCAGCCCUGGCCCAAAGGAAUUUGAUUACUUUUGUUUUAAACAGUACAAAGGGGACACUAUAACUAUGAAAAACAUCCUUCCUGAUUUUAGUUGUUUUUAAUUUUAUUUCUUAGGAUAUGUUUUCAGAGUGGUAAAUUGUGUGUGCGCAUUGCAAAUGAUGAUGAUUCUUUUAGUGGUUUCUUAGCCUCUUUACAGCCCAUGGGGAUAGUACUGUACAUCAAUACCUUCAUAUGAAAUUUUUAUAUGCAAUGAAAAUAAAAGCAUGGGUUGAUUCUGCCUA